AUCGCAGUGCGCACGCGCGCACUUCUGCCUCCAACAACAAGAAGCAGGAGCCAGGCAACAUGGCCGACCUGGGGAAAAAGUACUGCGUUAACUGCCUUGCAGAUGUUACAAACUUGCGGCUUCGCUGCACCGACUGUCCCGAUAUCGAGCUGUGCCCGGAGUGCUUCUCGGCGGGUGCAGAAAUCGGUAAUCACCGGAGAUGGCACGGCUACCAGCAGGUCGACGGCGGUCGGUUCUCUCUGUGGGGUCCCGAGGCAGAGGGAGGAUGGACCAGCAGGGAAGAGCAGUCGCUCCUCGAUGCUAUCGAGCAGUAUGGGUUUGGAAACUGGGAGGACAUGGCAGCUCACGUCGGAGCAUCCCGAACUCCUCAGGAAGUCAUGGAACACUAUGUCACCAUGUACAUCCACGGGAACCUAGGUAAGGCCUGCAUCCCUGAGAGCAUUCCCAACCGGGUGACGGACCACACCUGUCCCAGCGGGGGGCCACUGUCUCCUAGCCUUACCACUCCUCUCCCACCCCUGGAUAUCAACCUUGCAGACCAGCAGCAGCUGGGAUACAUGCCACUACGUGACGACUAUGAGAUUGAAUAUGACCAGGAUGCAGAGAAGCUCAUUAGCGGGCUGUCUGUGAACUACGACGACGAGGAUGUGGAAAUUGAAAUGAAACGUGCGCAUGUGGAUAUGUAUGUGCGUAAGCUUAGAGAACGCCAAAGACGUAAGAACAUCGCACGAGACUACAACCUGGUGCCUGCGUUUCUGGGCAGAGACAAGAAAGACAAGGAGAAGGAGAAACCAGCACUGGGAGUCAUUGGGACUGCUGGUGGUGCAGGCGGGGUAGCAGCUGGCAGUGGCACAAUUGGAUCAGGUUCCACAGCUGCAGUAGGAUCAGGCCCUGUUGCCAGUACGCCCAAAAGAAAGAUCACCAAGGAAGAGAAGGAGCAGCGAGUCAGACUGCGGGGGCUGUGUCAGUUCAUGGCCAAUCGGGAAUUUGAAGACUUCUUUGAAAACAUGUAUAAAGAGCGUGUGCUAAGAACCAAAGUGCGUGAGCUGCAGCGCUACCGGCGCAACGGCAUCGCCCGCCUGGAAGAGUCUGCAGAAUAUGAAGCAGCGCGCCACAAACGAGAGAAACGUAAAGAAAACAAAGGCGUGGUCACCUCCAAACGGGGCAGCGGAGGAGGGGGCGGGCUUGGCUCUGGGAUUGGACUUGGGGGAGGAGCUGGAGGGGGAGGCGGCAUAGCUGGAGGGUUGGGGGUUGGUUGUGGGAUUAAGGAAGAGGGCAAAGAUGGUGAAUUUGCCGCCAUUGAGAAUCUGACAGGUUUCGAGCUGCUGUCGGACAGGGAGAAGGUGCUGUGCAACUCUCUGAACCUCAGCCCAGCACGCUACCUGACUGUCAAAACCAUCAUCAUCAAAGACCACCUGCAGAAAAGGCAAGGGAUCCCAGCCAAGAGCCGGCUGCCCAGCUACUUGGACAAGGUCCUCAAGAAGCGUAUUCUCACCUUCUUAACGGAAAGCGGCUGGAUAUCCCGAGAUGCCUCUUAGCGGCCCUGUCUUUGGUCAGGAAGUUAUACGUCUAUGAUUCGCUAAAAGCUCUGUAGGCAACUGCUGGCAUUUUUCAGAGUUGACAUUGUGAAUAUGUACAUUACAAAGAAAGAGGAUGCCCCACUGAAAAACAAAAUAAUUAUAUAUAUAUAUUUUCAUAUGAGGGCUAAGAAGAAAAUAAGCCUCUGUUUUUAGACUUGGCAAGGGACAGGGCUGAAAAAAAACCACUUUGGGUUCAAUGUUUUUUGUGUCCAUAUUUUUACUACAUGAAUAAGAACUACAAUGCUAACAAGUAUAACAUAGCUGCAGAGAUAUUAAAGUGCUAUUGCAAGAGGUUGAUUGUUAGAUUUAAAAUCCAAACAUUGACAUGGAAAAGGGCAAUAGGAACAUCACAUUGACUUUAAAAAGUUUGACAAUAAUCACUUUUGUUGGUAGAUAUUUUUUAGGAUUUGGCUCUAUUUAAAUAAACUCAGUUAUCUUUGUUAUCGGGUAAAGCUGGACUUUCUAACUACAGCUACCAUUUACAUUUUCAUACAUUUUACGGCCUUCAUUUCCUAGACUUUUUUAUGCACCUGCAGCAAACACUCAUUACUAGGAAUUUUCUUCUUCUUAUUGACUAAUUGGAUAAGGAGAAACAGCAGCAGGGUUGAAGCAUCAUCCUGCUUUUUAUGAACGGAGCACUUGCAAUCAAAAUGUGGUUGACAGAGCUAGAUGGUUAGAUCUUCUGAUAUAUCAGUUUUGGCACAAACAUCAGCCAAUGAGCAACAAGAAAUAAAUGCCAAAGAAGAUUGAAGAUCAUUUACAGAACAUUACACAAUCCAUCGAUCAGGGACAACAGGCUUCAACAACGCUUUCAGGCUUUAAUUUGUAUUCAUUUAUCUUUUAGUUUUUCACCUGAAAUGGCCGAUGAACAUUUCAUUGUACUUAUUUGGCCAAACAUCUUUACUUUUACAGAAAAAUGAGUGCAUCAAAGCACAGCUUUAAAUGUUCUACUGUCAACAUAAUAUAAGUCAGGCAGAUUAAUGUGAAUCGAUGCCUGCAUUUAGUUAAUCAAGUCUGAAGGUAAGGCAAUCUAAUAGUACACAUAUUUAUAUUUUCAACUAGGGGGAACAGCCGUCUGCCUCAUUGUAUGCAUUUGAAUUUCAAAAGGCCCUUACAUCAAACCUAAGCCCUUUGGGCGACAUCAUCACAUGUACACAGCUUCCCAGGGGGUAACGAGUGUAUGUGUUUUUAGGGGAAAUGCUAGUUAUGAGUAGCAUUAGUUCUCUAGCUGUAUGCAUUGCCUCAAAAGCAGCUUUGCCUUUUUUUGUGGUGUUUAAAAAGUAAAUGCUCCUCUUCACUGUAGAACUUGAGACGAGGGUGUUAAUAUUCUGUUAUGGUCAACAGUCAUGUACCAUUUUAAUCAACGUUAGGUUAUAUUUCAGAGAUAAAUCUGGGGAUAUUUUAGAUUUCUCUUAUUGUAAACACAUCCCAUGAAAAGACCAAAACCACCUAUUGUUUGUAUCAAAAGCCUGAUCUUUGUAAAUCCUGUUUGCCGUACAGUUCCAUUUAAAUCUAUGAGCCACACUUUCUUUAUUAAAGUGAACACACACACUGUUUGUCAUUUGGACUCAAUCCCACAUACAUUAACAUUCUCUAGCACACCAAAUGGCUGACAAGUGCAUUUCCUCCCAUUUGAGUCAUUUCCUAAAAACUAUACAACCAAACCUUUUCUUUAAGGGGCAAACAAGUAUAUAUAAAAUGAACCACUUCAACGAGAACAACAUCGACUGUGCAAGAGAUAAUAGGAAAAUGGAAAGUAUUAAGAGGCAUGCUAAGUUUUGAGAUUUCAUUUAAUUUGAUUACAAGAAGUAGAAUACUAUAGUUCAAGCCUUUGUAUUGCUAAGUAACUCUUCUUCAGGUGCUCUGGGUUUAGUAGUUCAUAGUUUUCAGAAAUGCUAAGUAUGUGGGAAUCCAUCUUCCACCAUAAUUAUUGGCUCAUUUUUACAUACAUAUGUUUCUGUUCCCAUUGUGUUGAAUAUAAACCCAUGGCUAAUUGUAUUUAUGACUGGAGUUUGAUGUAUUAGUCAACUGUCUUUUGGAGAUGCUGAUUGUGCAACAGGCAACACUGUUUGUGGUGAGCUGAGGGGAAUGUGUGAGCAUAAUGGCAUUGCUCAAAAGGGAUAAAGGUAGUUCAGGUGAGAUAUCGGUCCCAAAAUGUCAUCUGAACAGUUGAAAAAGAAAAGGCUACCUUCCAGCCCAUGCACCGAACUGCAUUCAUAUAGAUGCCUCUCAUUUGUAUGAAUAUUCUUUUUCAGAUUUUGAUAGUAAAUCUUUCUGCAUGUGCAACCAAAUGAACAAUGUCCUAAAAUAGUGGCAAUGAUAUUUUUCCAAUGGUAUAAUAUUUUUUGUAAGGGGGAUUUUGCAUUAUUUUUGUCACCAAUUGUAGAUAGAUUUGUAAGAUACAUUGGGGAAAUAAUUACUCACAUGUGAAAUGUACAGUAUUUUGUGUCAUGUUAAUGUUCAUAGAUUUUGUAAUAAAGUAAAAAUAAUUUUUGAUAGAGA
Eleginops maclovinus (Patagonian blennie) is the source of this 4082-nucleotide messenger RNA. RefSeq names its product transcriptional adaptor 2B (gene tada2b). The record is from RefSeq and is a predicted model, not a curated record. The coding region runs from base 60 to 1538 and encodes 492 amino acids. Gene Ontology annotation, molecular function: transcription coactivator activity; zinc ion binding; chromatin binding. Gene Ontology annotation, biological process: chromatin remodeling; regulation of transcription by RNA polymerase II. The transcript has 2 exons. NCBI's taxonomy places the organism in Eukaryota, Metazoa, Chordata, Actinopteri, Perciformes, Eleginopidae. Gene Ontology annotation, cellular component: nucleus; SAGA-type complex.